AUGCGUUGGUUACUUUUAUUGUCAGAAUUAAAUCCUAUUGCAAAGCAAUGUGGAGAUUUAUUAGAAGUAGCUGGACAAACAGUUAUAUAUAAUUAUCAUCAAGGUAAAUCAUCAGUUCAAGAUAUAAAAGAUAAAAUUACUAAUGAAAAACCUGAUCGGAUUAUUGUGAUAAUUAAUGAUACAAAUUCUUCAAUACUUGUUAAUACAAUUAGUGAUCAUCUUUUAAUUCCUCUAUAUGUUGCUCAAGCUACAAUUAAUUCUUAUUCUCCAAUUCCUGUUCUUGUAUUAACAUGUACAACAAAUGAUAAUAAUUUAAAUAUUAUUCAAAAUGCCACUGAUCAAUUACUUAAUAUUCAUCCAAAUAUUGUUAAUGCAAGACUUUUAACACCAAUAAGUAAUGAUAAUAUUAAUGAAAAAUAUUUCCAAACAUUAUGGGAAUCAAAUCCAGAUGAAUAUCAUUAUAUAACAAUUCUUUCUGAUAUAUUACCUAUUUUAUUAGCAUUAAUACAUGAUGGUAAAGUAAAUGGUCAUAUAGAUGUUUGUAAUAAAGGUAAAAUAUCAUUAAAAGAUUUUGAGAAAAAUAAUUCGAAUGAAUUAAAAUCACAAACAAAUAUUUCACAAAUAAUUGAAACAGAAGAUAUUACUGAUAAAUUUGAAAAAUGGACUAAACAAAUGAUUUCACCUGAAACACGACAACUUUAUCAAGCAUCAUUUAUCUUACCAAAUGUUUUAAAAAGUAUUGAACAAAUUAUACAAGAAGAAUCAAUUACUAUUGAUGCAAAUGCAUCUAAAAUUUUACUUGUUACUGGUGGUUGUGGAUUUAUUGGAAGUACAUUUAUUAAUUAUUGGCUUGAAACAUAUCCAAAUGAUCAUAUUAUUAAUAUUGAUCGACUUGAUCCAGUUGCUAAUACAAAAAAUAUUUUACAACCAAAUUCACCCAAUUAUUCAUUCAUUGUCGCAGAUAUUGGCAAUAAAGAUAUUGUUUUACAUCUUUGUAGACAAUAUAAUAUUACACAUAUUGCCCAUUUUGCAAUUCAAGCUCAUAUUGAUAGUUCAUUUGGUAAUAGUAUUACAUUUACUGAAUCAAAUGUUUAUGGAACACAUUCUGUUCUUGAAGCUAGUCGUAUAUAUGGUAAAAUACAAAAAUUUAUUCAUAUUAGUACUGAUGAAGUUUAUGGUGAAACACCUGCCGGCAGUAAUCAAGAAUUUUGUCUUCUUAAUCCACUUAAUCCAUAUGCAGCAACAGUUGCAGCAGCUGAAUUUCUUGUUAAAUCCUAUGGUGAAAGUUUUAAAUUACCAUAUUGUAUAAUUCGUUUAUGUAAUGUCUAUGGUCCACGACAACAUAUUGAAAAAGUUAUUCCAACAUUUAUUACUAAUGUUUUACAAGGUGAAAAAUUAAAAAUUCAUGAUGAUGGUAAACAAAUACGUCAUUAUCUUUAUGUUGAUGAUGUUAUAAAUGCUGUUGAUAUUAUUUUAAAUAAAGGAAAACCUAAAAUGAUUUAUAAUAUUGGAACAUCAAAUGAAUUAAAUGUUCUUGAUAUAGCGAAAUAUAUUUUAGAAAAAUUACAUUCAAAUCAACAACUUGAUGAUAUUACUUCAUAUGUUAAAGCUCGAUCAUUUACAGAAAAAAGAUAUUGUACAACAACAAGUGGAUUAAUUAAAUCACUUGGUUGGAAAGAACAAGUUACAUUUGAUCAAGGAUUAGAAAAAACUAUUCAAUGGUUAAAAUCAAAUCCUGAUUAUUGGACAAAAUAA
Molecule: messenger RNA, 1755 nt
Organism: Adineta steineri
Lineage: Eukaryota; Metazoa; Rotifera; Eurotatoria; Adinetida; Adinetidae
Source: the annotation of a GenBank genome assembly